AUGGAGACCAAAGUCGCCGUGUUUGUUCUGGUCUUUCUUCUGUUUUUUUCACUUUUUUCGUCCGUGUCUGGAGAGCGCGUGCGCGACCCUAUUGUUUACAGUAGGGAUCAGCUGUUGGCCCUCCGUGGCACCGCGGUGCUGCCCCACGAGAGGCCCGACGUUCCCCGGGAGUUGAAGAGGAGGAGACGGGGGAGCCGUGCCGGAGCUGCUCGCCGCACUAGAAGGAGGAGAUACAGACCCGUCCUCCCGUCCAUCAUCAUGGGGAAUGUGAGAUCUCUUCCCAAUAAGAUGGACGAGCUAGCGGCGCUGACUCGGCACCAGAGGGACUACCGGGAGUGCAGCAUCAUGAUGCUCACGGAAACAUGGCUGACUGAGCUGACCCCAGACACGGCCGCGGACCUGGACGGAUUCAAACUGGUGCGGGCGGACAGGACGAGGGAGAGCGGUAAGAGGAAAGGAGGAGGGCUGGCAGUGUUUGUGAACGAUAGAUGGUGUAACUCUGGGCACAUCACUAUUAAAGAACAGCUCUGCUGCAGGGACAUUGAACUGUUAGCGGUUGGUAUGAGGCCAUAUUACCUGCCGCGGGAAUUCUCGCAUGUUAUCGCGAUAGCUGCGUAUAUCCCCCCCUCCGCUAACGCUGAUGCAGCCUGUGAUGUUCUCCACUCUGUCACAAGCAGGCUGCAGACAGAGCACCCACAGGCCCUCUUUCUUAUCUCUGGGGACUUUAAUCAUGCCUCUCCAUCCUCCACUCUGCCCACUUUCACCCAGCAACCAGCUGUGUCCCGCACAGUGAAGAGAUGGUCCAACGAGGCUGAGGAGGCUCUGAAGGACUGUUUUGACACAACUCUCACAGCCACCCCCUACUUCUCACCUCAUCAACCCAACCCCCCCACUCACACCCUCCAGCACACAGCCCCCCUGCUCCAACCUGUCUCUCACAACGACCCAGGUACCACACACAUAUACAUCAUGGCUCCUCUUACCUCCCCCUCCGGCUGUACCAGCUGCUCCCGCCUCGCUGAGAAGAUCGCAGAGCUGGAGGGACGUAUAACCACUCUACACCAAAUCCGUGAUGCCGAGGCGCUAAUGGAUACCAUCACCUUCAACCGUCCACAAACUGACUCCCUCUGUGCUCCUGGCUCUGUUGCUGCCCCUGAUGCUGCUUCCUCCGGUCCAGUUUCUGCUCUCAAGGCCGGUGAAGCCACUACUCCUCCUUCGGUGCCUGCUGCCGCCUCUUCGAACCCCCCGCCUGACGCCAUCUCUGAUGACACCUGGAUUCGUCAAGGGGCCAGGCCGAGGGCCCUGACUAGCUCCACUCCAUCGGGCCCUGAGCCCUGGUGCCUGGUCCCUGCUUCCGGCAACGGGGGCCCUUCCUCCCGCACUCCUCAUCGCAGCAUCCAGCUGGUGAAUAAGUUCACACCCCUCGCUUUCCUUCCCAUUGAUGGGGACGCCCAGGGCUCUCCUCCUUCUACUCCACUGCCGUCCCAGGGGCUCCAGGGCCCUCUGUCUCCGAGGCUUCCUGCAGCGCUACCUGAGCGCUCCUCUCUCCGCAAGACUUUCCGCUCCAUACCGUUGUUUACACCUGCACCACAGCGCGCUUGCCCCCGCCUCUCAGUCCGCUCCCCUCCAGCGACGUCGUCUCCUCCACCGACCGCUCCCCCCACCUCCUCUCUCCGCAAGACCUUCCGCUCCACACCGUUGUUUACACCUGCACCACAGCGCGCUUGCCCCCGCCUCUCAGUCCGCUCCUCUCCAGCGAUGUCGUCUCCUCCACUGACCGCUCCCCCCACCUCAUCCAGCCCAGAGAGCCCACAAUCCGUCACUUUUACCCACUCCGCCCCAUGGUUCACCCCCGCUCUCAGACAACUCAAAUCCAAAGGACGCCAACUGGAACGCCUCUACAAUAAGACUGGUCUCACUGUGCACAAGGAAAUUUAUCACAACCACAUUCUCCACUACAAGAACUGUAUCUCACAAGCCAAAUCCACCUACUACUCUGGUUUAAUCAAUUCAAAUGAAGGCAACUCGAAGACUCUGUUCUCAAUUCUCAACAAUAUCACUCAACGUCCGGACUCUCUCCCUCCUCAGAUGUAUUCCACUGCUUUCUGUAACACCCUUUUAUCCUUCUUUACUACCAAAAUUCACAACAUCCACCAGCAACUCGCUUCCAGCCCAUUCCACAAUACACCUUCCAUACUCCCCUCUCUUUCCCCUUCUCAGUCACUCUCAGCAUUUAUUCUGCCAUCAGUUUUGGAUACCACUGACCUGAUAAAAAAAUCCAAACCAUCAACCUGCCAGUUAGACCCUCUCCCAACUGCUUUUGUCAAGGCCACCGUUCCGUCUCUAGCUCCUCUCAUCACGCACAUAAUUCACUCUUCCCUCACCACUGGAAUUUUUCCCUCACCCCUCAAAACUGCAGCUGUCACCCCAAUACUCAAGAAACCUGGCGCUGAUCCGAAUAACCUCAGUAACCUCCGCCCCAUAUCCAAUCUUCCAUUUCUCUCCAAGAUCCUUGAAAAAACCGUCGCUUCUCAGAUCCAUUCCCACCUAUCUCACAAUAAUCUCUUUGAACAAUUCCAGUCUGGUUUCCGCCCUCUCCACAGCACUGAAACAGCACUCCUCAAAAUCACUAAUGAUCUUCUCCUGGCAGCUGACUCCGGUCUCUUAUCCAUCCUCAUCCUGCUUGACCUGAGUUCGGCCUUCGACACCAUUUCACACAGCAUCCUCCUGGACAGACUUCUCUCUAUUGGCAUCACUGGCACACCCCUCAACUGGUUUAAAUCAUACCUCUCCGGCCGCUCUCAGUUCAUCCAACUUCAUUCUUUCACAUCACAGCCAUUCCCAGUCACCACAGGUGUGCCCCAGGGCUCUGUCCUGGGGCCCCUGCUGUUCAUCAUCUACUUACUCCCUCUUGGUCACAUCUUCCGGAAACAUCACAUCCUCUUUCAUUGCUACGCAGAUGACACCCAGCUCCAUAUCUCCACCAAACCAGACUCCACCCUCCCGCCUUCCUCCCUCACCGACUGCCUCCUCGAAAUAAAAUCCUGGUUUUCAUCCAACUUCCUCAAAUUAAACAGUGACAAAACAGAAAUUAUACUCAUUGGCACCAAAUCCACUCUGUCCAAAACCCCUAGUUUCACCUUAUCCGUUGACAACUGUUCCAUUUCUCCUUCCCCUGAAGUCAAGAGUCUGGGUGUCAUCCUCGACAGCACACUUUCCUACACAUCCCAUAUCAACAACAUAACCCGGUCAGCUUAUUUCCAUCUCCGCAACAUCAAGCGCCUCCGCCCCUCCUUAACACCUCACACAGCUGCCAUUCUGGUCCACAGUCUUGUUACCUCCCGGCUUGACUACUGCAACUCCCUCCUGCUUGGCCUUCCUCAUAAAUCCCUCCAUAAACUACAACUGGUACAGAACUCAGCAGCUCGUGUCAUCACAAGGACUCCAUCCACUCAUCACAUCACACCCAUCCUGCAGCAGCUCCACUGGCUCCCCAUCACUUACCGUAUUCAAUAUAAGAUUCUGCUGCUCACCUUCAAGGCCAUCCACAACCUCGCCCCUCCAUACCUCUCUGACCUCCUCCACAUUGCCACACCUGCACGCACAGUCAGAUCAUCUUCCUCUCUUCAUCUCUCCGUUCCCCCCGCCCGCCUGGCUACCAUGGGGAGCAGAGCUUUUAGCCGCUCUGCUCCCCAGCUCUGGAAUUCACUCCCUCUUGACCUCCGCAACACCACUUCUGUUAAUCUGUUUAAAUCCAAACUCAAAACUCAUCUGUUCAGACUUGCCCACUCCCUCUGACUCAGUGCACUUUGCU
This is a messenger RNA of Myripristis murdjan (pinecone soldierfish), 3814 nucleotides long. RefSeq lists its product as uncharacterized. NCBI's taxonomy places the organism in Eukaryota, Metazoa, Chordata, Actinopteri, Holocentriformes, Holocentridae. The coding region runs from base 1 to 3798 and encodes 1265 amino acids. The record is from RefSeq and is a predicted model, not a curated record. Gene Ontology annotation, molecular function: catalytic activity. The transcript is spliced from 5 exons.